AUGAAGCCGAAAUCACUGCCAGCCAUUCUCUUCCUCAUACGUACCGCCCUCGCAUCUCCGUACUUGGCUCGGGUCCGGUCGCAAGUUGGUGACGAUAAAGCUGAGCCAGGCUCAUCGGAAUUUUGGUCCAAGCUUCUGAUCAGCACGGCGCUCGUAUUGGCGGGAGGUGUCUUUGCAGGGCUUACCCUUGGCUUGAUGGGCCUUGACGAGCUCCAUCUCCGAGUACUCGCAACGUCUUCAGAGGAUUUGAAGGAGAGGAGCAAUGCGCAGAAAGUUUUGAAUCUUAUGCAGAAGGGGCGGCAUUGGGUUCUUGUGGUUUUAUUGUUAGGCAACGUCAUUAUCAACGAAAGUUUGCCUAUAUUCUUGGAUAGUGCGUUAGGUGGAGGUUUCGCUGCCGUCGCGAUAUCCACAACUGCUAUAGUCAUCUUUGGAGAAAUUAUUCCGCAAGCUGUCAGCGUACGCUAUGGCCUCUCCAUAGGUGCUAAAUGUGCGCCUCUUGUCCUUGCUUUAAUGUACACAUUUGCUCCGGUCGCUUGGCCCAUAGCAAAACUUCUUGAUGCUGUGCUGGGCGCAAACGAACAGCAUACUUAUAAAAAGGCAGAGUUGAAGUCUUUCCUUCAGUUUCAUCGUACAGGAGAGGAACCGCUGCGUGAUGACGAAAUUACUAUCUUGAACGGCGUUUUGGAGCUCAACACGAAAAAUGUCGAGACGAUUAUGACGCCCCUCAAGGAUACAGUGAUCCUCAGUGCGGAUACGAUUUUGGAUCACAAAGCUGUUGACGCGAUUUUGUUAAGCGGGUACUCACGCUUCCCAGUUCAUGAACCCGACAAUCCGCUCGCCUUCGUUGGCUUGCUUCUGGUAAAGAAGCUACUUACCUACGACCCAAGCAAAGCCUUGCCUGUUUCGUCUUUCCAGCUUUCCAUUUUGCCCGAGGCCUUACCGUCAAUAAACUGUUUCCAAGCCCUCGAUUAUUUCCAAACGGGCAGGGCCCACCUUCUAUUGAUUAGCCGGACUCCUGGCACAGCUGGUGGUGCCAUUGGCGUUAUCACUCUUGAAGAUAUCAUUGAGGAAAUUAUUUCAGAAGAAAUCGUCGAUGAAACAGAUCGUUAUGAGGAUAAUCAAAGUAAAAAACGUGCAAAGCGCGCAACGACUGCUGCUAUCAUGCGAGGCAUCGUCGAGCGGGAAAGACGGAACAACCCUUACACGACAGAGCGCACGCCCUUGAUCUCAGGUUCUCCCGAUGGAGGCUUAGGUAUUCCCGGCGCGAAGUAUGGGACACUUGAAGGUCUCGCUUUGAGCAGGUCGCCUUCGCAGUCAUGA
Molecule: messenger RNA, 1320 nt
Organism: Laccaria bicolor S238N-H82
Lineage: Eukaryota; Fungi; Basidiomycota; Agaricomycetes; Agaricales; Hydnangiaceae
Exons: 17
Coding region: 1-1320 (439 amino acids)
Biological process (GO): magnesium ion homeostasis
Cellular component (GO): intracellular membrane-bounded organelle
Source: RefSeq, a predicted model, not a curated record